UCAUGUUUCCAUACAUAUUGGCUCUCUGUUUAAGUCUCUGCAUAUAAUUUGUUAAUGGUGUUUCUGAUAACAUAGAGGUUAUAACUUCAUGUUGGCUUAUAACAGUAUAAGACAAUCAAAAAUUCAAGGUAUUAUAUAUCCUAUAUUAUUUUUUAGACUUUUGAUCAUGUAGUUGAUUCAGUGGCUAAGCGUUAUUAACAAAAUGAUAAAGAUAAGAUUGUUCAUGACAUAAGAAUAUAUAUGAUAAAAAAGUGUUUUGCUACUCUUCCUCUUGCUGAUAGUAAAUAAGUAAUUAUACUUGUUUAACACGCGUUUUUUAGAUAAUCAAAGAUUUUGAAGCUGGAUUAUCAUUUCAUGUCACAUAUAGAGAAAUAGUAAAAGGCUUCGAUUACACUCAUUAUAUUAAAGAUCUUAAAAACAAGGACUUAAUCCCAAAUCCAUAAUUGGAUGACACAAUUUCUAGUAUUGUCAAAACUCUUGAAACUGAAUUUCUUAAAGAUACUUAAAGUGAGAUCCAAUCUACAGUUCCUCCCAUUGGUGUAUUUGGAAUGAAUUUUAAUUACUUAAUUGUGUUUCCAAUUCUUGGAGGAGUCUUUUUGACAUAUUUUUUGAUUAAAGCAUUCAGAACUUUAUAAACAACUCAGAAAAAAAAGAAGUGA
Messenger RNA from Paramecium pentaurelia, 659 nucleotides. NCBI's taxonomy places the organism in Eukaryota, Ciliophora, Oligohymenophorea, Peniculida, Parameciidae. The record is from the annotation of a GenBank genome assembly.